AUGAGUUUUACCUUUGCGAUAGAUAACUUCUCCGAGAAGGAAGCUGUGAUAGAAUCUCCAAAAUUCUCAAGCGGCGGCUGCCAAUGGUUUGUUGAGGUUUUUCCCAAAGGAUAUAUUGUUGAUGAUCACUUGUCAUUGUACCUCUUGGUUGGUAAUCCUGAAUCAUUACGACAUGGAUGGGAGAGACGAGCUAGUUAUUCCUUUGCUCUGUUGAAUGAAUCAGGCAAAGAGCUCUUGAAAACAACGGAAUCAUCGUGCCAAUUGUUCUGCGAUGAGUUCACAGGAUGGGGUAGGACAAGAGCCGUACCUCUCAGAAAGCUUCACAGGUUUACGAAGAAGAACAAACUGAUCGUUAAAGUUUAUGAAGCUGUUGAUGAAGGAUUUGUCACCGGGAAGGAAACGUUAGACAUCAGGGGGUUCCAAGUUCUUUAUUCUCAGGUUGUUUCGGUGGGUAGGCUUUUCAUUGAACAGCCGAACGUUGCAGCAAAUUUUAAAAUAAAGAACAAAUUGGUGAAGACAAGGCACAUGAACCUCCUUCUUGGUCUCAUAGAGACACUGGAGAGGCCCCCAAGUAGCUUCUCCGAGGAUGAGCUAAGCAACACUCGUAACAAUCUGAUCAAGCUAACAGAAGCACGAUUCAAGCUAGACUGGUUGAAGGCAAAGCUUGAUGAGGUUUCCUUGGAGUGGAAGAAAGAUGAUGCUCGAGUCCAAGAACUCGUGGAACACAUCAAGAAUCUCACACUUGAGCUGAAGGAGAAGGGAAAAACCGAUGCUUAUGCUACUAAAUUUCUCCCGUUGGCGCAGAUGGUGUCGGAUCUUACGUAUGAGGUGUCAGAUCUUAAAAUUUAG
This is a messenger RNA of Microthlaspi erraticum, 849 nucleotides long. The record is from the annotation of a GenBank genome assembly. NCBI's taxonomy places the organism in Eukaryota, Viridiplantae, Streptophyta, Magnoliopsida, Brassicales, Brassicaceae.